AUGCCGGUUCGUCGGGGGCACGUCGCUCCUCAGAACACUUUCCUGGAUACAAUCAUCCGAAAAUUUGAGGGGCAAAAUCGUAAAUUCAUCAUAGCUAAUGCACGGGUGGAGAACUGUUCAAUCAUCUUCUGCAAUGAUGGUUUCUGCCACAUGUGCGGCUUUACACGUGCUGAGGUGAUGCAGAAGCCAUGUACCUGCAGCUUCCUGUAUGGGCCUCACACAGGCAGGUCGGCCAUGGCUCAGAUGGCCAAGGCGCUUCUCGGCUCAGAGGAGAGAAAGGUGGAGAUUUCUCUCUAUAGGAAAGAUGGAGUGUGUUUUCCAUGCUUCGUGGAUGUGGUGCCAGUAAAGAAUGAGGAUGGACAGGUCAUCAUGUUUAUCCUGAAUUUUGAGCCGACAGAUCAACAGGAAAGUGCAGCUAAGAGCUCACCAGUGAAGGAACAAAACCUCAGACUCUCUUUUCCAUGGCUCUCCAAAGCUUGUCGACACAGGUUCAGACUGCCCCGUCCAUUGUUGCCAUCCCUCCAUAGCAGCAAGCCGUCUCUGCACGAUGACGCCGAGUUUGGCCACAUGCACAAGAUGUCCCACAUGGGCCACGAGUCCGUGGCACUUGACAAGCUGCUGUCCCUUCCAGAACGUUCUGCACUAGGGGGUGACCCCUUGCUUUUGUGGGAUGACAAACCACCUCUGGAGCCUCACUCAGAGCUACCGAGUUCGUCACCAUCCCAGCCUCACUGUCAAGGUUUUUCACAUUCCUCUUCAUGGCUAAACUGUCCAAAAAACUCCCCCUCCAACUGCAGCAUGUCUCACAGCCGCUCGUGUGAAAGCCUGUGUAGCACCAGCCAUUCACCUACCACGAAGGACCUCGCCUGGAACAAAAAACUGCCCGUCAGACCACACAGCGCAGGUUCCAUGCAAUGUAAAGCCAGUUUACCCAACUCUACAUCAGACUCAGACCUGAUACGAUUCCGCAUGCUAAAUCGAGGUCCUGUAGCGACACACAACUUAAACGAUUUCAAACCAGAUCCCUUGGUCACUCUGCCUUCUAGUGAGAUAGAUAUCAUUGCUCCAUGCAAGCUGAUUGACCGCACCCACAAUGUGACAGAGAAGGUAACACAGGUACUGUCUCUAGGUGAUGACGUCCUUCCUGAGUACAAGCUCCAGGCUCCUAGAAUCCAUAAAUGGACCAUUCUCCACUACAGUCCCUUCAAGGCCGUUUGGGACUGGGUCAUUCUUCUGUUGGUCAUCUACACAGCAAUUCUUACUCCUUAUUCAGCCUCGUUUCUACUCAGCGAUGAGGAAGAGGCUGCCAUGCAGCGCUGUGGCUACUCCUGCAGUCCUCUCAACGUGGUAGAUUUCAUAGUGGACAUUAUGUUUGUCGUCGAUAUCGUUAUCAACUUUCGUACAACGUACGUCAAUGCCAAUGAUGAGGUGGUCAGCCAUCCUGCCCGCAUUGCUGUGCACUAUUUCAAAGGCUGGUUCCUCAUCGACUUAGUGGCUGCUAUUCCAUUUGAUCUGCUCAUCUACCGCUCUGGAGAAGAGACAACAACUCUAAUUGGUUUGCUGAAGACCGCCCGACUGCUGCGACUGGUUCGCGUGGCACGUAAAUUGGACCGAUAUUCAGAGUACGGUGCAGCAGUGCUUUUCCUGCUCAUGUGCACCUUCGCACUAAUCGCCCACUGGCUGGCAUGCAUCUGGUAUGCCAUAGGAAACGUAGAGAGAAGCGGAUCUUCUCGAAUUGGCUGGCUAGAUUCGCUUGGUGAACAGCUUGGCAAGCCCUAUAAUGCGACAAUUUCAGGAUCAGGACCCUCCAUUAAAGACAAGUAUGUUACUGCUCUUUACUUCACCUUCAGCAGCCUGACCAGUGUGGGCUUCGGAAAUGUCUCACCAAACACCAACUCGGAGAAGAUCUUCUCUAUUUGCGUUAUGCUUAUUGGUGCUCUAAUGUAUGCCAGCAUCUUUGGGAAUGUGUCAGCGAUUAUCCAGAGACUUUACUCUGGAACAGCUCGCUAUCACACUCAGAUGCUCCGGGUACGAGAGUUCAUUCGCUUCCACCAGAUCCCCAAUCCACUCAGGCAGAGACUAGAGGAGUACUUCCAACAUGCUUGGUCCUACACCAAUGGAAUUGACAUGAAUGCAGUGCUCAAGGGAUUUCCUGACUGCUUGCAGGCAGAUAUCUGUCUACACCUGAAUCGAUCCCUGCUGCAGAACUGUAAAGCUUUUAAAGGAUCCACCAAGGGCUGCUUGCGUGCCCUAGCCGUGAAAUUUAAGACAACCCACGCUCCUCCAGGAGACACCUUGGUGCACGCGGGAGAUGUCAUUUCGGCCCUCUAUUUUAUUUCCAGAGGCUCUAUUGAAAUCCUACGGGGAGAUGUGGUAGUAGCAAUUUUGGGAAAGAAUGACAUAUUUGGUGAACCCAUACACCUGUAUGGAAGGCCUGGCAAGUCCUGCGCCGAUGUAAAAGCACUGACCUACUGCGACCUGCACAAGAUCCACAGAGAGGAUGUUCUAGAGGUUCUAGACAUGUAUCCAGAGUUCUCAAACAACUUCUGGGGCAAUCUGGAGAUCACCUUUAACCUAAGAGAUACGACCAUCAUUUCGGGGGCAGUAAAAAGUGAGAAGUCAGGGAAGGCCUACAUGAAGAAUCAUGCCAACAGGUCAAGACUCUCUUCCCACAGAAAUGACACAGUGAAGACUGAAGCCAAACUCAACCAGACUCUUCAGCCUGUAAACCAGAAAACAAUGCAGCAAGAGGACAAAGGGCACACGAUUAACAGGGUCUUGGAUUCCUCAUCCUCUCACCACAGCAGUGAUGAAGAGGAUGAAUCUAGACAAUCCUUUUUUCAAAGUCACACUACAGGCUUCCAUAUCGGCAAUACCAGAGAGCAGACCAGCUGUAACACCCUCUCAGAAGCUUUUUCAGGGGUCUCCAAUAUCUUCAGUUUCUGGCGAGAAAACGUUGGUCAUCAGUACCAGAAGUUGCCCUGCCACAGCAUGUCGCGCCCACCUCCUUCAUCUCCAUCUAUGAGUUUCUCACACAAUAACAGCCACCGCCAAUGUAGCGAAGUGGAAAACAGACUUGAAUUGCUGCAGAGACAGCUUAAUAGGCUGGAGACACGAAUGUCCACAGACAUUGGGGCCAUCAUGCAGUUUCUUCAGAGGCAGAUGGCUAUGGUUCCUCCAGCCUACAGUGCUGUUAGUUUUCCCGCCGAACUGUCUCCAAACCCGCCCAAACUUGGACAGAAGUUGGUGCAACCAGUCAACCCUUUAGAAACAGAGCGACCAGACAUUCACUCUAAGAUACGAGAUUCUAAGGACCAAGACAACAUAUGUACUAAGAUAUGUGGGCCACAGAAUAGUGAGGAGCUCCAGCUACUAGACUGUCCACUGGCUUCCUCUCCUAAGAGUUGCGAAUUUGACCAAAACCUUCAAACAUCUUGUGCAGAUGUAGGGCCACUGAGCAAGGCCAACAGUCCUGACAGACAACCAAAAGGCAUGACUGGUCAUCCAUGGCAUUCUACUUCAGGAAAGGAAUCCAACGAAGCAACCAACCUUCAGUGUGCUCAACUCAGGCCUAAUUUGACAUCUUCUAAAUGUGGAAGACGGCUUUCUUUUCAAGGACAACAGCUAACUGAGAAGUGCUCGUCAGUUCAGCAAAGGCAUGCGUCUGAUCCAGGAUGCUAA
Molecule: messenger RNA, 3681 nt
Organism: Trichomycterus rosablanca
Lineage: Eukaryota; Metazoa; Chordata; Actinopteri; Siluriformes; Trichomycteridae
Gene: kcnh2a
Product: potassium voltage-gated channel, subfamily H (eag-related), member 2a
Exons: 15
Coding region: 1-3681 (1226 amino acids)
Biological process (GO): potassium ion transmembrane transport; regulation of ventricular cardiac muscle cell membrane repolarization; membrane repolarization during action potential
Cellular component (GO): plasma membrane
Molecular function (GO): inward rectifier potassium channel activity
Source: RefSeq, a predicted model, not a curated record